AGUGGCUUUCUCGCCAGCACUAGCAAACUCGGUUGCGGUAUGAAGUUUCUAAAAUGACACUUGGGGAUAUUUUUGUGAGUACGAUGUCGCUGUUUUUGUCUAGAAAGUUUGGUUGUGCAGAUCUUUUGAGUCAUUUCACGUAACGGUGUUCUGGGCUGAUCCGCUGUUGUUUCAGCUACAGACAAUCACUUUCCAGCUCUGGUGUUUUCUGAGAUAUUGGUCUAGUUGCAGUGAUGAGGCGAGGAGAUCCUCUCCCUCGAGCCUUUCAGGCUCCAGUGGAUGUACAUGUCAGUGCAGAUGGCCAAGUGUACAUGUUCGGACACAGACAAGAAGAACCAGAAGUGUCAUCUGAGGAUGAGGAACUCAAUGUCAUUGAGCUCCGGCCGCGAAGCAGAGAGUCGUCUUCACAGGAGAGAGAAAGAGUGGGAGAAAUGCUCUUGUUGGAACGUGACAUCUCACAUGAGGACAAUCUCAACAAACUGGCCCUUCAAUAUGGAUGCAAGGUGGCUGACAUAAAAAGGGUGAACAACCUUUUUCAAGAGCAGGACAUGUAUGCACUGAAAUCAAUCAGAAUCCCUGUAAAGAAGCAUGGCUUGCUAACCGAGGCCAACUCUGAGCUCAGGAACCCCCAGCAAAGACCCUGCAAUGAUGUAGCAUCAUCAAACAGUGCUGAAGCAAACGUCUCGGGAAGACCUCAGGUUCAGGAGUACACCAAUUACCUAAAAGAGGUGGACAGUGACAUUGAGCGUCUGAUACAAAGCACAGACCCCUCAGAAGAGGUAUUUUCCAGCGGUUCCAGGGUAUCCAAACGAUGGGGGUGGAGAAGCCAGCGUUUGCGCAGCUAUGGUGCAGAUUGGGGGAUCCAGUGGUGGAACGCUGUAAUUGUAAUGUUACUCAUUGGCAUUGUCCUGCCAGUAUUCUAUGUGGUAUAUUUUAAAACUCAAGAUAAUGGAGGAUCAGUAGUGGACAAUAUAGUGGGCAACAUCACGGGCAACUUCAAUACCUCAAAGAGUACGGGGUGAGGGUCAGCAUGGGAAUAUCAAAAAGUAAGUAUCACAUUUGAAAAUUUGAAAUUUGGUUUCAUUCCUACAAUUUUCUUUGGUAAUUUGCAGAUAAACUUUGUAUUACAAGUUCAUAUUAUUAUGGUACAUUCAUUGAAGUGAAUAGAUCACCCAAAAUAGAAAAGGUAACAUUUGGGUUCAAAAGACUUGGAGUAUGACA
Molecule: messenger RNA, 1221 nt
Organism: Sinocyclocheilus rhinocerous
Lineage: Eukaryota; Metazoa; Chordata; Actinopteri; Cypriniformes; Cyprinidae
Product: lysM and putative peptidoglycan-binding domain-containing protein 4-like
Exons: 4
Coding region: 234-1022 (262 amino acids)
Source: RefSeq, a predicted model, not a curated record